Messenger RNA from Anopheles marshallii, 945 nucleotides. RefSeq lists its product as uncharacterized. The transcript is spliced from 2 exons. NCBI's taxonomy places the organism in Eukaryota, Metazoa, Arthropoda, Insecta, Diptera, Culicidae. The coding region runs from base 1 to 945 and encodes 314 amino acids. The record is from RefSeq and is a predicted model, not a curated record.
AUGAAGCUGUUGCCAGUUUUGCUGCUGACGCUGGGUGUUACCUUCUGCUGGGCUAAACCUGCCCCGCAAGAGGUACCGGAUAUGCCAGUGGAAAUGAACACCGCUGACAAAAUGGAAACCGUUUCGGCCGUAAACGAGGCGGAAGCUACUACAGUCAGUGCGUCAACCACUACCACUAUGCAGUCCAUGUCAUCUCAAGCGGUAACGUCCGUGGGCACCUCCUCGUCUACUACUGCUGCACCCGCAAUGGACGAAGCCGUCACAAGCCAAACCACGGUCGUGGUGGCUGAUUCUAGCCCAGAGUCUUCCACUGCUAGCCAGGUGGUUCCGGAGUCUUCCCCUGCCAGUCAGGUAGCUGCAGAAUCGUCAACCGCCAGUCAAGAUGUGGUGGAAUCGUCCACCAGCAGUCAACCAGCCUCAACACCAUCGACCGCUGCGACCGAACCUGUCAGUGUGCAGACGAGCGAGGAACCUGCCAGUAGCACCGGUACCACCGCUGCUCAAGAAUCUUCCACCAGCGCGGCAGUGGAACCAUCCGAUACCAACACGGAACCGGCGGCUGUCAGUUCAUCCGCUGCUGAAGGUGAGCAGGUGACAGCGGCCACGAACACCGACACCACACAGGCACCAAGCGCCGAAGCAAGUGAUGCCACCAACAUGGUACAGACAUCAGCGAGCGAUGCUACCGUCUCAGCUGCAAGUACUCCUGCUGCCGCUGCUGUAACGACUGCUGAAGUGAGCGAUACCACCACCACUUCUACAUCGACUUCAACAACAACCACCGCAGGUAGCGUUCCUACUACAGAACCGGUGUCUACCACAUCUGCCGCACCAGUAUCAGUCGAGGUUACUACCACCACCACCACCACUACUACUACUACCGCUGCCUCGACGGAGGUCGAUGCGUCCAAUGACUCUUCGUCCGGAUCUACGGAGAGUGCAUAA